Molecule: messenger RNA, 375 nt
Organism: Suillus subalutaceus
Lineage: Eukaryota; Fungi; Basidiomycota; Agaricomycetes; Boletales; Suillaceae
Exons: 3
Coding region: 1-375 (124 amino acids)
Source: RefSeq, a predicted model, not a curated record
AUGCUGACCACAUGUUUUGUAGUCUCAACCCCAUCUCCCAGCUCCUCAUCUGAUCCACUGUCUCUCAUGGAUGCCACUUUGAGCAACUGGAAGAUACUCCGUUGGAAGACUUCUCUGCUGAAGAACAGCGAGAACAUCGCAUUUUUGAAGCAGCUUUUAGAUUCGUAUCUCGGCCUUCUUGAGCGACUAAAAGAUGGAUCUGAAGAGGAAAUUCUUCAUGUUGGAGAACUGGUACAAUCUGUUUCUCUGCAGUCAGAGCUCAUGCUUACAAUUGAUCUUGUCAUAUACCAUAUUCCCGGGUGCAGAUCCGAAGGUCCGGAUCUCAGAUCCGAUCCAGAUCCGAUGGACAUAUCUGUCGUCGGUCCACAGAUCUGA